Molecule: messenger RNA, 462 nt
Organism: Aricia agestis (brown argus)
Lineage: Eukaryota; Metazoa; Arthropoda; Insecta; Lepidoptera; Lycaenidae
Product: probable cytochrome P450 49a1
Exons: 2
Coding region: 1-462 (153 amino acids)
Molecular function (GO): oxidoreductase activity, acting on paired donors, with incorporation or reduction of molecular oxygen; heme binding; monooxygenase activity
Source: RefSeq, a predicted model, not a curated record
AUGAACCACGCACGACGCUUCACGCUGAUGCCGGGGCCGAAGCCCCUGCCCGUGCUGGGCAACUCCUGGCGCUUCGCCAUCGGCCAGAAGCCGUGGAGCACGCGAUCCCUGGACGUCACGCUAUGGAACUUGCGAGCGAUGGCCGGCGCUGGUGGUGCAGCUAAAGUGGCUAAACUCUUCGGGCACCCCGAUCUAGUUUUUCCGUUCUGUGCGGAGGAGACGGCGAAGAUCUAUAGGCGGGAGGACUCUUUACCACAUAGAGCGGUUGCGCCGUGCCUGAAGCACUACAAACAGGAGUUGAGAAAAGACUUCUUUGGGGACGAGCCGGGUUUGAUAGGAGUGCAUGGGCCGAGAUGGUCGAAGUUCCGAUCCAAAGUAUCAAAAUCCCUUAUCGCUCCAGAGGCGGCUAGAGCAGCGGUGCCUUCGCUGGAUCAUGUGGCUGAAGACUUUGUAAGAAGGUAA